This is a messenger RNA of Acaulospora morrowiae, 187 nucleotides long. The record is from the annotation of a GenBank genome assembly. NCBI's taxonomy places the organism in Eukaryota, Fungi, Glomeromycota, Glomeromycetes, Diversisporales, Acaulosporaceae.
GAAGAAAUUAAGCGGAUUUCCAGUUGGAAAAUUUAUGCAAAUAUGGAAAUGUGAGGGCGAAAUCCAGGAAAAAAGAAAGCCAGUUGGAAAAUUUGAUGUUUUAAAGUCAACGGCGAUGCGCACACAAUCGGCUUCCCUUUGGAUGGAAUUAAGGAGUAAGGGGAAAGAUUUUAUGGAUAGAAAAUGA